GACGAGACCGAACAUCCGAUUACCACCAGAGAGAGACAUGACUAUCGUGGAUCCUCUGGGGAGCCUCAACAACCUCAUGAAGCUGAAGAGGCAGAGAAGAGUCUCUCCAGAUCAGAACACCAGAUGGACAACGCUAGCCGUUCUGUCCUCCCGGAGUCCCAGUGUCGUGCCUCUCCCGGGAUGAAGAGGUUGUCUCUGCUGCUGGUGGACUGCGGGAAAACAACGGGGCUGAGUGGAACUGUGAGAGGAGGAGGAGAGGAGAACGGAUCAGAUUUAACACAUAAAAAAAUGGAGAGUGACACAGAAGGAAUGGAUGAGGACUCUGUGAGUGAUCUGAGUUUGGAUUCCAGCGCGGAUGAAAUGUUUUUGGAAGAAGAAGAUCCACAUCAUGGCACUGACCCCGACUGGGAGCCCCCAGUGCCAACUUGUCCAUCCCCCUCUGAAGCUGGUUCAUCCAGCUGUACCCCUGCUGUCUCUGGCUCCACACCUCCCGGGCCGUCUAGAGGACCGACAAAGAAGAGGAAGAGGGGAAGUGUGCCAUCCGCUAACAGAGGGACAGAAUGGCAUUGGCACACUGUCCUAGAAGACGAUGUGGAGCCACCCAAACCAACUUUUAGGCCGAAAAGGAAGCCAGGACCUCAGCUAAACAUGACUGCUACGUACAGCCCCCUUCAGCUUUUUCAGCUGUUCUUCACCCAAUCCGUUGUAGAGUCGCUCGUGUCCAACACGAAUAAGAAUGGGAAGAAGACGCAAGCAGGCAAAAACGGCAGCAUGGAAGCCCAUAUCCACGGCAGACUUUUUCUGCUACCUUCUCUGGUCAUCUACAUGGGGCUGGUGAGGCUGAAAAGCCUGAAGGACUACUGGAAAACUGACCCAAAGGUUGAUGAAGAGAAUGAGAAGAAGAGAGGCACAGCGAGGUUUGAUACACUGUGCAAAAUCAAACCUCUCUACCACAGCAUUGUCGAGGCCUGCAAGACGUACUUUCAGCCAGCCCAGAACGUGUCAAUCAAUGAGAGGAUGGUGGCCUCAAAGGACAGCAUUGGCCUCCAACAGUACAUGACAAACAAACCAACCAAGUGUGGUCUCAAGCUGUUUGUGUUGGCUGAUUCUGCGUGUGCCUACACGUGCAAUUUCUUGGUCUACGAGGGGAAGAACAGUUUUGCGACCGGUAAGGAACUCAGCUAUGCCUCUGUAAUGGCGUUGUUGGAUUUUCAACUGCUGGGGAAGGGCUACAAACUGUUUGUGGAUAACUUCUACACAAGCCCUGCCCUGUUUGCAGACCUGAGGAAGCUGGGGGUGUGGGCUUGUGGCACCAUUCGUACCACCAGGGUGGGCUUCCCGAAGACGAAGGUGGACGACAUGCCUAAGCAGGCUGAGCGGGGGACCAUACGAUGGAUCCGUGAAGAUGGCCUGCUGUUUGUGAAGUGGAUGGAUGCCAGAGAGGUGGUCAUGUGCUCCACUAUCCACAAGUCCUUCAGUGGGGAUCAUGUUGUCAAACGUGUGAAGGACGCUACUGGGGCAUGGGCCACCAAAAGUGUCCCCAUUCCAACUGCAGUAAAGGACUUCAACAAGAACACGGGAGGUGUCGACCUAUCAGGCGCGCUGACAGGCUACUACAAUGUUCUACAUAAGACGAUGAAAUGGUACAAGACCUUCUUCUAUCAUUUCAUCGACAUCGCCGUGGUGAAUGCAUUCAUCCUACACAAGGAAAUGGCGAAGAGCUGUGGAAAGCCCUUCCUCUCACAGAAAGCCUUCAGAGAGCAGCUCAUCAAGGAGCUUGCUGGCUACAGCACCACUGUACCACGUUCUACCUACUCUACCUCUGUCCCUCCUGGCUACAGCACCACUGCACCAAGCCCUGUCCCUUCUGCUCCUACCACAAGUGUUCAUCUACCCAAAUAUAUCUGUGCAGGCAUGGAUGUGCCUAAGGGCAAAAAGGGCUCAGCAUGGAGGCGUUGCUGUGUUGUUUGCAAGAUGAAGUCCCCCAUCGCAUGCACCACAUGCUCAGUGACCCUCUGCUUUACAUCAGAAAGAGACUGCUAUGGCAUCUGGCAUCAGCAGCAGAGUAUUGUGUAG
Oncorhynchus nerka (sockeye salmon) is the source of this 2076-nucleotide messenger RNA. RefSeq names its product piggyBac transposable element-derived protein 4-like. The record is from RefSeq and is a predicted model, not a curated record. Bases 124 to 2076 code for a protein of 650 amino acids. The transcript has 6 exons. NCBI's taxonomy places the organism in Eukaryota, Metazoa, Chordata, Actinopteri, Salmoniformes, Salmonidae.